This is a messenger RNA of Culex pipiens pallens (northern house mosquito), 2025 nucleotides long. RefSeq names its product sterol carrier protein 2 (gene ScpX). Gene Ontology annotation, molecular function: acyltransferase activity, transferring groups other than amino-acyl groups. The transcript is spliced from 4 exons. Lineage: Eukaryota; Metazoa; Arthropoda; Insecta; Diptera; Culicidae. The record is from RefSeq and is a predicted model, not a curated record. The coding region runs from base 233 to 1867 and encodes 544 amino acids.
GUUGUUCCAGCGACUCAUUGCUCGACCUGAUCUCGGCUUAGCGCAGUCAGCAGCGGAUCCGUACGCGACUUGAGCCCACCGAACGACUUUAGCGAGCAGAGUGAUUGUGCUGUUUUGUGUGAUUAUCUGUCGUCGUCGUGGCCUAGUUUGCGGCGAGUAGUUCUAGAAUCGCGGUGAUAAGAAUCGUUUAGGAAGUGUUCGGUUCGGAAAGUGCAGAGGAGUCGUCGGCAAAAUGGGCGUCCCAAAGGUCUACGUCGUUGGAGUCGGAAUGACCAAGUUCGAGAAACCCGGCCGCCGGGAGGACUUCGACUAUCCGCAGAUGGCCAAGGAAGCGGUCACGAAGGCGCUGAACGAUGCCCGCAUCAAGUACCAGGACGUGCAGCAGGCCACCGUCGGCUACGUGUACGGUGACUCUACCUGUGGCCAGCGCGCCCUCUACGAGAUCGGCUUCACCGGAAUCCCCGUGUACAACGUGAACAACAACUGCUCGACCGGAUCGACGGCCCUGCUGCUGGCGAAGCAGCUCAUCGAAACGGGCAACAACGACUGUGUGCUGGCGUUGGGCUUCGAGAAGAUGGAACGCGGUUCGCUGACCUCCAAGUACAUGGACAGGACGAACCCGGUGGAGCUGCUGGUGACGGCCAUGGCCGAGAAGCACGAUAUCACAGGGGCGCCGAUUUCCGCCCAGCUGUUCGGUAACGCCGGCGUAGAGCACAUGAAGAAGUACGGAACCAAACCGGAGCACUUUGCCAAGAUCGCGUACAAGAACCACAAACAUUCCACCAACAAUCCCUACUCGCAGUUCCAGGACGAGUACUCGUUUGAUCAGAUUGUCAAGUCUACCCAGGUGCACGAGUUCCUGACCAAGCUGCAGUGCUGCCCAACCAGCGACGGUUCCGCCUGCUGCAUCCUGGCCAGCGAAAGCUUCGUCAAGCGGCACGGACUGGAGGCGCAAGCCGUCGAGAUUCUGGCGAUGGAGAUGUCCACCGAUUUGCCGUCUUCGUUUGGCGAAGGAAGCGCCAUGAAGAUCGUCGGCUACGACAUGACCAAGAAUGCCGCGGAUAAGGUCUUCGCCAAGACCAACUUCAAGCCCCAGGACGUCGAUGUGGUGGAGCUGCACGACUGCUUCUCGGCGAACGAACUGAUCACGUACGAGGCGCUUGGACUGUGCCAACCCGGCAAGGCAGGGGAGUUCAUCGAUCGGGGUGACAACACGUACGGAGGACGCGUCGUGGUCAACCCAAGCGGUGGACUGAUCUCGAAGGGUCAUCCUCUGGGUGCAACGGGGCUGGCUCAGUGCUCCGAGCUGUGCUGGCAGCUGCGAGGUGAAGCCGACAAGCGUCAAGUUAAGGGUGCUAAGCUGGCUCUUCAGCACAACAUUGGACUGGGUGGUGCCGCCGUGGUUGCGCUGUACCGUCUAGGAUUCCCGUACAUCAAGAAUCCGGUCAACAAGAACUUAACGGCUGCCGGCAAGCUGAAGGAUACUCCGGACGGCUUCCUGGUCGCUCCGUACAUGAAACUGCUGGAGGAGGCCAUGGCAGACGACAAGGACAACCUGAUCGAGAAGGUUCGAGGCAUUUAUGGGUUCAAGGUGACCAACGGUCCGGAUGGUGCCGAGGGUUACUGGGUUAUCAACGCAAAGACUGGCAAGGGAUCCGUCGCUUACAAGGGGACCGACAAACCCGAUGUGACCUUCAUCAUCAACGACAUCGAUGUUGUGGACCUGAUCUCUGGCAAGCUGAACCCCCAAAAGGCCUUCUUCCAGGGUAAGGUUAAGGUGCAAGGCAACAUGGGACUGGCCAUGAAGCUGAUUGACCUGCAAAAGAGUGCAAACAAGCGCAUCGAGGAGCUUCGAGCAAAGCUGUAAAGUCAUCGUUUUAUAAAAACGCAUGUAUUUUUCGUAUUGUUUUUAUUCUUUUGGUUCCAUCGCGGCAUUCUAAAAUGUGGUGAUUUUUACAAACUAUGCAAUCAGAUAUUUUUUAUACCAUAAAAACAAAAACACGACACUGGUGAUAGUUUAUUCUA